Messenger RNA from Caenorhabditis remanei, 1422 nucleotides. RefSeq lists its product as uncharacterized. Gene Ontology annotation, cellular component: membrane. Gene Ontology annotation, molecular function: potassium ion leak channel activity. Bases 1 to 1422 code for a protein of 473 amino acids. The record is from RefSeq and is a predicted model, not a curated record. The transcript has 10 exons. Lineage: Eukaryota; Metazoa; Nematoda; Chromadorea; Rhabditida; Rhabditidae. Gene Ontology annotation, biological process: stabilization of membrane potential; potassium ion transmembrane transport.
AUGUAUUCCCUCCAGAGCAAAAUGAUUAUUGACGGAAUAUCAAGUGAUGAUUAUUCACCAAUGGUUGAGGCAGAUCCAUGGGAUUUGGAUCAACUACUCAGUGGAGAACAGAUGCCAUUUGUAACUUCUCAUCUACCGUACACCCCUGGACGAGUUGGUUUAUUCACGAGACCAUUACAUCAGCAUCAUCAUCGAAGGGGACAUCAAGAUCAGAAUGAAAAUGAUAUCACAUCUCGUCCAAUGGCCACGUGGAAAAGCUAUGCUCGAAUCAUCCUUGCUCAUGUCAGUCUAAUCGUUCUUUCGGUUGUUUAUGUUGGAUUCGGAGCAUUUCUAUUUUAUCAGUUGGAGCAACCAAACGAAGUUGAAGUUCGAGCAAGAAAUAUUGAAAGAUUCAAUGUUCAUAAAAGACAAAUGAUCGAUCAUUUGUGGGAAAUGAGAAGCAGUGGAAUUGGCCAACAUGUCGUCGAAGAUAUGGCUGUAAAAUACGUGGAUAAUGUGACUCGUAUUCUAUUCGAAGCAUUCGACACUCAUUGUAUCGGUGCAAAACAUUUGAGACCAGGUGGAGAAAAUGAAGAUUACAAUUGGACCUACAUGACAGCCCUUUUCUUCACAACAACUCUUUUGACUACGAUUGGUUACGGUAAUCUGACACCCGUAACAGGAAGAGGAAAGUUUCUUUGCAUACUGUAUGCACUGUUUGGUGUUCCACUUAUUUUGAUUACUGUGGCCGAUAUUGGAAAGUUUUUAUCGGAGAAUAUUGUUCAAUUAUAUACUUGGUACCGAAAACUAAGAGAAAAAUGUUCAAAGCAAAAAUACAGUGUAAUUUCAAACAAAGACGAUAAAAAUAAAGAAGGAGACUUGAAUUUGGAUCAUCUGGAAAACUACAUCUCGAUUCCAAUAUUUUUAAUUGUAGCCAUACUUUUGAGCUAUAUAACAUUCGGAGCAGUUGUAUUGAGCAUGUGGGAAGGAUGGGACUUCUUUUCUGGAUUCUAUUUCAGUUUUAUCACAAUGACAACUGUUGGAUUCGGAGAUAUUGUUCCGUUAAAACGAGAAUAUUAUAUUCUAGAUCUUUGUUAUAUUAUCAUUGGAUUAUCUAUCACAACUAUGUGUAUCGAUUUGGUAGGUAUUCAAUAUAUCCGGAAGAUGCAUUACUUCGGAAGAGCUAUAAAAGACGCCCGUUUUGCACUUGUAAAUGUGGGCGGAAAGAUGGUUCAUGUUCCUGAUUUGAUGAGAUAUGCGAGUGUUCUUCAACAGAAAUAUGGACAAAAAAAGACGCAUGACACAAUUAUUGUGAAAGGAGCUUAUGCACCGAAGGAUUUAAGCAAGAUUCGGUUUAUCGACUUUGGAGCGUUGGCUUCAAUGGAAAGUUGGCAAUCUCUUUGGUCCGUUCUUACUGGAAGAACUCAGGAAGUUCAUGUAUAG